This is a messenger RNA of Hibiscus syriacus, 4532 nucleotides long. RefSeq names its product auxilin-like protein 1. Lineage: Eukaryota; Viridiplantae; Streptophyta; Magnoliopsida; Malvales; Malvaceae. The transcript has 8 exons. Bases 119 to 4417 code for a protein of 1432 amino acids. Gene Ontology annotation, cellular component: vesicle; cytoplasm; intracellular membrane-bounded organelle. Gene Ontology annotation, molecular function: clathrin binding. The record is from RefSeq and is a predicted model, not a curated record. Gene Ontology annotation, biological process: clathrin-dependent endocytosis; clathrin coat disassembly.
CUCUUUCUGUCCGCCAGAGACUAUUGUAAACACUGAAAAGCAUAGAUAAAAAAUUAUAAGUAUAUUUUUUAAUAUAAGGAAGAAAAAUCUUUGUGGAAACCUAGAAGCUUUCAUUUUCAUGGAAAAUCUCUCACAUUCUCGGAAACCAAACAGGGGUUCUUCUCAUGCUACACUCUCCACCAAGCGGACGACAAGUUGUAAUGGCACGGCCAACUUGUCCAGCAGAACCAUGUACGACGACGCUUUCGGUGGUGCACCGAGGUUCUUUAACGGUGGUGGUGGCCCCACUUUGUCGCCGAGACCUGAGGACUACACCGAGAUUUUCGGCGGAUUUCACGCGUCUCGAGGUUCGUCGAUUCCGGUGUUGGAUCUUCCCUUGAUGAACGACAGCAACGAGGUUAUGUUUGAUGUACGGAACCCGAGGUUCAACUACGCCGAUGUUUUCGGCGGAUUUGAUGGCUUGGAUUUCCCUGCUUCGUACGAGGGCCUGAUGAGACAAGCCAAAGCUGGUGAUGAUCACGAUCACGAUCACGAUCACGAUGGUGAUUCAUCUGAUGAAGCUUGGAUGCAAGCAGAAACUGAGUCUCUGUCAGAGGGGUCAGAUCAUUCUGGAAAAUACCGGUACUUUUCGAAUGGAGAUUAUUGUGAGCCCAUCGAUACCGGUAUGGAGUUCAAUAUAUCUUAUCACAAGGCUAAUGUUAGAGGUGACGUGAAUAUAUCAAGUGGGAUUACCCAUGUUGCUCAGCUGCAUGCUGAUCCUGAAUAUGCUUACGUAAUUGAAAAUCCCUUGCAAAAGAUGGACAAAAAGAAUCCGCCAUUGGAUUUGGCUGAUGGUAUUGAUCUUGAGUUCACUAAUGGUGUUAUAAAGAAAAAACAUCUUAGGAAAACCGUGUCCCAUCCUUCUAACCGGACUACUGGAGAACAAACAUUUACAAAUGACUCAACUCGAAGAGAAUAUCGAAGAACUGGAUCUUGUUCUGAUGAGAUGUUUGUGACAAUUUCCAAUGUCAACCUAAGAACUGCGCCAUCUCAUGUGCCACCUCCUUCUAGGCCUCCGCCAUUUGUCAAUUUAAAAAACGGAGACUAUCAAAACAGACAACAUGCUGCUCCUGGAGGGAAAAUGGGUGAUAAUUCACCUCCUUUCUUCGAUGUUGAGAUAGAUGCAAGCUCAGCUGCUGCAGCCUCUGCCGCUGCUAUGAAAGAAGCAAUGGACAAAGCUCAAGCAAAACUGAAGAGUGCAAAAGAACAACUGGAAAGGAAAAGGGAAGGCGUAAAAAGCUCAACCAAACCGGCUUCAAAGUCUGAUGGGAAAAGUAAGAAGGAAAGGGCCAAUAAGACUGUUGAGGGUUCCGGUGAUAUAGAAGUCGAGAGAGUGCUAGGUAUGAAUGGAAAAGAAGAUAGUGGAAGUGGAAUGAAAAUGCAUGUUAGAGAGGAGAGGCAAAGGGCUGUGAAAAGCCAGGUGGCUGAUUCUCUAGAAGGCGAGAAACAUUUUAAUGCACCCAAAAGAUUUGUAGUCGAGAAGCUCGGGAAUAAAUCCCAAUCAAUUCACGGGUUUGUUGAAAUUGAUGAAACUGAUGAAUGGCAGGAAGCAACUCAAUUUUUUGAAUUGGUUAGGACAGAUAAGUCGAGAACAGUUUUGGAGCAGAUGAAUAAUGAGAAAGUUUUGGUCCAGAGCAUGAAAUCUCAUGAGCUCCAACAUAAAGCCAAAAAAGCAAACAUUGGGGCAUUGGAGCAGCAACUAGACAGUGAUGAGAAAGUAGAAGCUGUUAGGGAAGACCACGAGCUCGAUAAAGUUGAGAGAGACAUGAAAACGGCGAAAGAAAGUUGUGAAAGGGGGGAACCCACCAGAAUAUCGAGACCUGUUAAAGAGGCCCGUAAGCAUAAAGGGCAUGAAAAGAAGGUUAAAACAGCUCAAGAGGUUAGUGAACUAGAGGAGAAUGGGCAGUCUCUAACAGCAGGGAAACCUUUGGAAAAUGGUAAGAAACCAACUGGAACUGAUGAAUUAGGAAAACGUCAGCAGCAGAUAAAUGCUCAACAAAAAGGAAAUAUGGUUGAAGCUGGGCAGGAUGCGGAACUGAAAGAGAACGGGAAGCAGGAAAAGCAGACUAGUAACAGUUUUGACGAUCCAAAGAGAGUGAGAGAGUUCCAAAAACAGAAAGAUGAGGAGAAAAGCUGGAGGGAGGUUUUUGAGCAGGAAAAGCAUGAAACAAACCUUGAAGUACAAGUAGAGAAUGAGAAGAGGCAGACAGAGGUUCUUGAGCUGGAAGAAAAAGAGGAGAUUGAAGGAACUCGUGAACGAGAAGAAAGUGCAAAGAAAGAGGAGGAACAUGAACUUGAAGAGAAGAUAUGGAGAAUGGCUCUUGAACAGCUAGAGAAUGAGAAAAGACUAAAACAAGCACAUUUGCAGGAAGAAAAUGAGAGGAGACAGAGAAAGGCUCUUGAACAAGAAGAGAUGGUGGGGAAGCAAAGAGAGGCUCAUGAGGUAGAUGCAAGCAAGCGAAGACCAAAGCAGGUUACCGAGGAAGAAAAAGAUGAGAGGCAACAAAAGGAGGGUUUUGAGAGAAAGGAAGCUGAGAAUAGACUAAGAAAGGCUGGUGAAGAGGAAGCAAUUGAUAAUGGGAUCAAAGAAGCCUAUGAAAAAGAAGCGACUGUGGAGAGAUUCAAAGAAGAUCACGGCAUACCAGAGAAAGAGGUCCAAGAUACAGAAGAGGUAGUUAAAAAAAGAGUAGUUGAUCUCAAAGAAACCGAAGAAUUACUAGGAGUAAAUGAUGUUUACCAGCAUACUCAAAGGUAUGAAAAAGGGAAGAAACCGAAAUUUGCUGAAGGAACUCGUCAUCGUGUAGAGGGAGAGAAUUCUGUGGUAUCUGAUGCAGUAAAUAAUGAUCAAAAUAUUGAUGAAACUGAAGAAUCUGGAGAAUCCACCAUUGAAGAAAAUGGAAAGGUGGAGGUUGAAUUCAGUGACAGUGAGAAGAAAUCAGAUCCAUUGGUGAAAGGGGACGUUGGUGGAAGGUUGAAUGCUUCUGGGAUGGCUGGCUUAGAAGCUAAAGUCAGUCAGUUUAGAAAUGAUGAUAUUUCAGACUUGUCUUGUCAAGAUGACGGUGUGAAGAAAACUGGCAAAGCUGGAAAUGACAUUGGACAAAGAAAUGCCGAGAAGAUUAACAGUGUUCCUAAAUUGGACUCUGAUAAUGAAAACCAAGGGCUGAAAUUUGGUUAUGAAUGGAAGGAAAGAUUUAAGAAUGUCAAAGAGGCCCAGGUUUACUCUCAGAUUGAAGAAGACGACGAUAAUUUUGUAUCUGCUCAAGCGGCAAAAGAGUAUAUUGAAACUGGAAGGAAACAUGACACAGCUGAUGUAUUGGAAGGGGAAGAAAGCAUUCAGAGAACAGCUCAGAGCACAGAAAGGAAAGACAAGAAGGUUAAUGAGAGCCUCAUACCUGAAGAGGAGGAGGCUGAAAGGCUGAAAAGAGAAAGAGAACUGGAGAAGGAACGUCUUAGAAAGAUAGAAGAAAGAGAGAGGGAGAGGGAAAGGGAAAAAGAUAGGAUGGCUGUUGACAUAGCUGCUCUUGAAGCUUACGAAAGGGGUUAUGUUGAAGCUCGAGAGAGGGCAGAAAGGGCUGCUGUAGAAAGAGCAACUGCUGAAGCUCGUCAACGAGCAAUGUCAGAGGUACGUGACAGACUAGAGAAGGCAUGUGCAGAAGCUAGGGAGAAGUCUUCUAUGGAAACCAGGCUCAGAGCAGAGCGUGCUGCUGUGGAGAGAGCAACUGCAGAGGCUCGAGAGCGUGCUGUCGAAAAGGCAAUGGCUGAAAGGGCUGCUUUUGAGGCAAGGGAACGAGUGGAACGGUCUAUGUCUGAUAAGUUUUCAACUUCUAGAAACGUUGGAAUGAGAACAAGCUCUUCAUACUCCGAUCUAAAGGAUCAGCACAUUCAGAGCAGUGGUUCUUUUGAUGGUUUAAGAUACCCAUAUUCCUCUACUUAUAAUGGUGUUGAAGGUGAAUCAGCUCAGAGGUGUAAAGCGAGAUUAGAGAGAUAUCGACGGACAGCCGAACGAGCUGCAAAAGCUCUUGAAGAAAAGAACAUGCGUGAUCUUCUAGCUCAAAGAGAGCAAGCGGAAAGAAAUAGAUUUGCAGAAACUCUCGAUGCUGAUGUGAAGAGGUGGUCGAGUGGGAAAGAAGGGAACCUGCGUGCAUUGCUUUCAACUUUGCAAUAUAUCCUUGGUCCAGAGAGUGGUUGGCAAUCAAUUCCAUUAACAGAAGUUAUAACUUCAGCUGCAGUAAAGAAAGCUUACAGAAAAGCCACUCUUUGUGUUCACCCCGACAAGUUACAGCAACGGGGUGCGAGCAUUCAGCACAAGUACGUUUGUGAAAAGGUCUUUGAUCUCCUAAAGGAAGCUUGGAACAAAUUCAAUUCAGAAGAGCGGUAGCGCAGUCCUGAGUACUGAUACCAAUUGUAUCAUUAUAUUUCACUCUGUUGAGUAAAUUUACAUAUUUGGCAAGAAAACAUCCUCAGUGCCCCGUCUAUUUUAUGUAUCUAUUACU